CAAGAGGAUUCAUAGAGGAGACAUAUAUGGAGUAAGUAAGUGGAAAGGCCUGAUUAAUUUUAGCUAUAGGGAGUUGAAGUUUGCCACUAAAGGUUUCAGUGCAAAAAAUAAGCUUGGAGAAGGAGGAUUUGGUGCUGUAUAUAAGGGCACUCUAAGGGAUGGGAAAGUAGUUGCAGUCAAGAAGUUAAAUUUACUACGCUCCAAGAAGAUAGAGGAAGAUUUUUUGAGUGAAGUGAUGCUUAUCAGUGAUGCUCAUCAUCCGAAUCUUAUUCAACUUUUGGGAUGGUGUAGUAAGGGCCGUGACAGAAUCCUUGUAUAUGAAUACAUGAAGAACAAUAGUUUGGACAGAUUCUUAUUUGGUGAAAGGAAAGGUUUUCUCAACUGGGAGCAGCGAUAUGCUAUAAUUUUGGGAAUAGCAAGGGGCUUGACUUAUCUCCAUGAGCAAUUUCAAGUCUGCAUCAUACACAGAGAUAUAAAAACUAACAACAUUUUGUUAGACGAUGAUUUACAACCUAGAAUUGCUGAUUUUGGAUUGGCAAGACUUUUACCUGAGGACAAAUCUCAUCUCAGCACAAAAUUUGUGGGAACAUUGGGAUACAUAGCACCAGAAUAUGCAAUUCAUGGUCAAUUAUCAGAGAAGACUGAUAUUUACAGUUAUGGUAUUGUACUUCUUGAAAUCAUUUCGGGUCAGAAAAGCAAAGCAUUUAAGGAUCAUGGUGACGCUGAAGAUGAAUUCCUUCUAACAAAGGUUUGGAAACUAUAUGAGAGCGGCAUGCACUUAGAGUUGGUAGAUAAAGCCCUGGACCUUAAUGACUCCGAAGCACAAAAAGCAAAGAAAGUCAUAGAGAUUGGUUUGCUUUGCACCCAAGCGUUUGCUGAUUUAAGGCCAACAAUGUCUGAAGUAAUUGACUUGCUCCAAAACAAUGGCUUAUCGCAUAUGAGACCCUCUAUGCCUAUCUUAAUUGUAACCAGUUAG
Neltuma alba is the source of this 976-nucleotide messenger RNA. RefSeq names its product putative receptor-like protein kinase At4g00960. NCBI's taxonomy places the organism in Eukaryota, Viridiplantae, Streptophyta, Magnoliopsida, Fabales, Fabaceae. Gene Ontology annotation, biological process: protein phosphorylation. The transcript is spliced from 6 exons. The coding region runs from base 236 to 976 and encodes 246 amino acids. The record is from RefSeq and is a predicted model, not a curated record. Gene Ontology annotation, molecular function: ATP binding; protein kinase activity.